CGACCUUGAUUUACAGCGCCACACCUACGUCACUCAUUUCAGAUUGCGGAAGCGAAGGGCGCUCAUCUCAACUUUCUUGCAGCAAAAACCUCAAAACUAACUCACAAUGGCAGACCAAGCCCACGCCGCAGUUGUGAAGUCGGCAGCCACGUUUGACCACAGUCAACUGAAGCAUACUGAAACGGAAGAGAAGAACCCCUUGCCAACAAAAGAAGAUGUAAAAGAAGAGAAGAAAAGACAAAGCUUGCUAGAUGAGGUGGCAAACUUCCAGUCCGAGAACUUGUCUCCGACUCAGACCAAGGAGAGGGUUGUCCUUCCAGACUCCAUCACGCUAAAACAGGCCAAACAGCACCAGACCUUUAUCCAGAGUGUGGAAGGACACAGCAAGAAUAACCUGCGCCAUGCUGAAACCCUGGAGAAAAAUUCCCUGCCCGAUCCUACCAGUAAGUAUCCCAGCAUGCUUUGCAUGGUAACCCCUCAUCACAUGUUCGUAUAACUGAAUGGCUUUUUCUCAAACAGUCGAGUGUAUUGUACUUAAAUUUUGUGGGUGGUGUUGUGAGUUUUCAGUUUUGAAGCCGUCAUUCAGAUUUGACUACAGAUUGUGUAUUUGGGCUAGAUGUCAAAUCUUAACUUUGGUGUUAAUUUGAGAUUCAAAUCAUACAUG
This is a messenger RNA of Lingula anatina, 664 nucleotides long. RefSeq lists its product as uncharacterized. NCBI's taxonomy places the organism in Eukaryota, Metazoa, Brachiopoda, Lingulata, Lingulida, Lingulidae. Gene Ontology annotation, cellular component: cytosol. Gene Ontology annotation, molecular function: actin monomer binding. Gene Ontology annotation, biological process: actin filament organization. The record is from RefSeq and is a predicted model, not a curated record.